GGCUUGCUUUGUGCUCUACGUAAAUAAAUUUGCUUUGUACUCUGGCAUCUCUCGCUGCGUAUAAAUAGUUGGCAAUACAUACAUAUGCUAAUAUGUCAUUGACUAUUUUGUAAACAAAAACACGCGGACAUCGAUUUUAUAUAUCACAAUAUAAUUCCUGUGUAAAAAAUGGAUAAUCCGCAAAAAUUCGUUUUACCUUCCCCGAAUUUCCAUAAAAAAAUGGAAUCUCCUUUAGCAGUGAAGCCUCACUUUCUUACUCCAUCUGGAAUGACCUUACAUGCAAGACAUCAGCCACCGCCAAUGUAUGGAAAACGGGGACCCACAUAUCCUUCAAAAUACCUUCAAACGGCAAAUAAAAAUAAAUUUAUAAAAGUAGAGGCUGCGCAAACAGCAGCCGUUGAACCUGAAUAUUGCGAAGCUUGUGACAUGGAGUUACAGUCCAAUGAUGAUCUACGGCGACACAAAUUGCAACAUGAGAAAUGUCCAGUAGAUAAUUGCAACUAUCGAGGACAUCCGUCAGUAAUGGACAAACAUGUCGGAACACUUCACAGUUCUGGUUUAUUUGAUAAAUUCAAAAAACUUAGCUCGCCUGAGGAAAUAGCUGCUUGGCGCGAAGAACGGAAAAGAAAAUAUCCUACAUUAGAAAAUUCUUUAAUGAGACAACGUGCCAAAGAGCAGCGUGAGAAACGUGGUGAACGUCUUGAGGCCCACAAUAGUAGGUUUGGGAAGCAAGAGGAUCGUAAACGGGCACAAAAAAACCAUUGCUCUGAAACAAAGCAAAGAAAUUACAACCAGCAACAAAACCAAAAGGUUCAGAAUGCUAAUGAAAAAAGAAAACGCAAUAAUAAUAAACGCCGUAAAAAGGAAGAAAUUCAAAAGAUCGAGGAGAAGAAGCAAAAUGAUGUCAUAGCAAAAUUAAAGUCAGCAAAAAAUGCACUUGAGGAAGAAAAUAUCGAAGAAAAUGAUAUAAACUGCAAUGGUAUUUUGAUGUUUAAAGGCACAAGUAAAUUGGCCAAUUAUCAUCACGUUAAGCCGAAGAAACCGAAAGAAACGAACGUAUUGAGCAGCUUACUUGGAAUGUAUGGAUCGGAUGAAGAUUCUGAGAAUGACCACAGUAAUAAUGAAAUGGAUAAUAAUGACACAGAUUAUUUAAAUGACGAUAAAUCAAAUAAUACAAUUUGCACUGAUACAAAUACGAGUGAUAAGGGCCUGUUAUUAAAUCCUAUAGAAAAUUCCUUGCAUCUACACUCCGUUAGUUCGUUUAAUGUUGAAAAAGUUGAAGAUACAGAAUCAGGACAUUUCGCAGAGGCACAGAACAAUAAGCCUUUGGAAAAUACCGAUAUAGUGACUAAUUCCGAUAAAAGAGAUCCGCACAUCAUCGUAACAGGAAAAAUCGAAAAUAUUAGCGAUAAUUCGGUUGGUACUGCUCAAACUGAAAAGCCACAAAGCGCAGAUUUAGUCUGUUCUGAUGAUGAGGCGCCGGAAGAAGCACCAAUAGCACGCUCAACUGAUCUGCCGAUCCCUAUCAAAUCUCCACAACAAAACGUGCCAAGAAAUGAUGAAGCAAGUAAUAAUAAUCGGCAACCCAAUAAUAGACUUCAAAAAGCGGACAGAGUGUAUAAAAUUAAUAAGCAACAAUCAGGGCUAGACUAUCGAAAAGCACGUUUACGGAAACAAAAUACAUUGUUAGAAAAACUACUAGAGCCAGACAUUAGGCACGAGCGAAAUGUGUUAUUACAGUGCGUGCGUUAUGUUUGCGAAAAUAAUUUUUUCGGUAUAGGCGAAAAAAAAUAAACUGAGUUAUUAGUAAACUUGUACAAAAUCAUACAAACCAAAUUUUAUUUUUAAUAAAUUCUUAUAGUAGGUGCUUAACACAGAGUAA
Messenger RNA from Bactrocera oleae (olive fruit fly), 1882 nucleotides. It is a transcript of the gene Nufip, whose product is annotated as nuclear FMR1 interacting protein 1. Gene Ontology annotation, biological process: box C/D snoRNP assembly. The record is from RefSeq and is a predicted model, not a curated record. NCBI's taxonomy places the organism in Eukaryota, Metazoa, Arthropoda, Insecta, Diptera, Tephritidae. Gene Ontology annotation, cellular component: nucleus.